Molecule: messenger RNA, 651 nt
Organism: Zea mays
Lineage: Eukaryota; Viridiplantae; Streptophyta; Magnoliopsida; Poales; Poaceae
Exons: 2
Coding region: 238-444 (68 amino acids)
Source: RefSeq, marked validated
AGUCCACUGGGCACGUGGCCAUUGCUCAAUAAUCAAGUUAAAGCAUCAGUCUGCGCCAUGGACGCCUAGCUACAAAUAGGGCCGUUCGUCGGCGAAAUGAUCACCUUCAACCGGUCACCACCGCUCAUCUAUCAAGCUAGCCACGCCGCCAAAACAAACUAGCUAGUGCUCAGCUCAGCUCAGGCACCACCACACUAGCACCAGAAGCGUGACCAGCUAGCUACAGCUCGCUCUCCCAUGGCCAGCUUCACUGCUCAGCUCAGGGACAAGUUCCUCGGCGUCAUCGACCACAUCACCGGCUGGGCCAGCGGCGUCGCCAAGGAUACGCCGCCAGAGGAGUCCACCAAGUUACAGUCACGCACCGUGCAGCAGCCCGUUGAGGUCCGAUCGAGAGGUGACGAGGAACCCAUUGUGCAAAAGGGGGACGAAGCAGGGGCGAACUGAUACCACCCUUGUCUAGAAAUGUGGCUCUACUACGGCGUGCAUGUUUGCUGAUGCCCUCAACUCUCUUAAUGUUGCAUCCACCGUUUUCAUGUUGUUCUUUUCCUUCUCGUUGUUGUAAGCUGGAGACGUGAGUGCCAUAUCUUAUAUUUUAAUAUAUAAUCAUUUGUAAUGUAUGGAAGCUGCAAUUUGAUCUGCAUUCUUCUAUAA